AAUGGGUUGGCAAAACAUUUAUUAAUCGUAAUUGCGUUAACAUUUGCAGCAACUAGUUUAAUUGCACAAAAGAUAAAACUGAAAGCCGGUGAGACUUGCAAUCCGUGCCAAUUUGAAUCCUGCAGCUGCCAAAUGUGGUCCGAGUGCAAUCCAUUACGAGACUUGCCUGUGGCUAAUAUAACAUUUUGUAAUCGAAGGAAGGGCAUUGUUUGCUGUCCAGACGAGCCAAAGGCACCAGAGGAUUUUCAGCCACUAUCACCAGCUGAGGUCGCCUGCAGUGAUUUCGCAAAAUCUGCACCGGCCAAAUGUCCGCGGCCCUUUAUAGCCGGUGGUGAAUUGGCAAAAUCAGGCGAAUUUCCGCCGGCUGCUUUGUUGGGUAUAUUCAAUUCAAAAACUAAUAAAACCAAUUGGAUUUGCGGUGGUACGCUGAUCAGUGAACGCUUCGUCCUUACAGCGAGUCAUUGUACUCUGCGUGGCUCGCCAAAUAUCGUACGCCUUGGUGAUUUGGAUUACAGCACAACGCUCGAUGAUGUGGGACUUCAGGAGUUUUCCGUACUAAAAGUCAUAUCCCACCGGCAAUUUUCACUACAACGUUAUUUCGAUAUAUUGUUAUUGGAAUUGAAUGGCACUGUCACAUUCACCACAUAUGUCUUACCUGCGUGCAUUCUGACGCCGAAUUUGAUGAAAUACCAUACUGGUCAGUAUUGGGCCGUUGGCUGGGGGCGCGUUAAUGAUUCGGCAGUUUUCUCUCAGCAAUUGCGUCGCGUUCAAUUGAAACUUCAAGAAGAUUGUAAUGAGAUCGCCACCGAAUCGUAUGAUUUGGAACGUGGUCUACUCGAACGUACACAAUUCUGUGCUGAUGGGGAAACCUAUGACACUUGCAGUGGUGACUCAGGUGGACCGUUACUUGUACCAUUCCCACACAACCAGGAACUGUACAGAUGUAUGCAUAUGGUGGCCGGCAUUGUAUCGAGAGGGCAGGAACAUUGUGGUAUGGAAGAGUUGCCUAGUAUUAAUACAAAUGUUACGGCUUUUCAAAAGUUUAUUGAAAAUUUUGUAUGGCCAUCAAAUGAGUAAUUUUAUGAAUUUAAAAACUAUUGUUGUCUCUCUUAAUAAAGUUUACUAAUUGGAAAU
This is a messenger RNA of Rhagoletis pomonella (apple maggot), 1134 nucleotides long. RefSeq names its product serine protease snake-like. Lineage: Eukaryota; Metazoa; Arthropoda; Insecta; Diptera; Tephritidae. The record is from RefSeq and is a predicted model, not a curated record. Gene Ontology annotation, molecular function: serine-type endopeptidase activity. Gene Ontology annotation, biological process: proteolysis. Bases 133 to 1077 code for a protein of 314 amino acids. The transcript is spliced from 4 exons.